AUGUUCGGAAGACUGCUUCCAGGAUGCGUUAUGGAUAGACGCAGACGGGAGCUUGAGUUUCAGGUGGGAGAUAGAGUGUAUCUCAAGAUGGCUAUGUUGAGGGGUUCUAACAGAUCCAUAGCAGAGAACAAGCUGAAUCCGCGUUUUAUGGGUCUGUUUCCAGUAGUGGAGCGAGUUGGGCCAUUGGCGUACAAGCUGAAGUUGCGUGAGUUUAUGAAAGCCCUUCACAAAAUGUUUCAUGUGUCGAUGCUGAGGAAGUGUCUUCACCCUACAAAGGAGUUAGUGGCUAGGAUUCCUUAG
Messenger RNA from Microthlaspi erraticum, 300 nucleotides. The record is from the annotation of a GenBank genome assembly. NCBI's taxonomy places the organism in Eukaryota, Viridiplantae, Streptophyta, Magnoliopsida, Brassicales, Brassicaceae.